Messenger RNA from Mesocestoides corti, 1068 nucleotides. Lineage: Eukaryota; Metazoa; Platyhelminthes; Cestoda; Cyclophyllidea; Mesocestoididae. The record is from the annotation of a GenBank genome assembly.
AUGGCUGUAUAUCGAUCUGAAAUGUCAGUCCCCAUACGCAUUGAGACUAGUGGAAUUCAACAACCUACAAUCGUGCCUGUGGUCAGUGAGAAGGACUACGGUACACUCGGUGGAAAAUCUUCAUCCUCAACCUGGUUUGAAAAAUCUCACGAUGACCUUUUCGGUCGUUUUGAUGACACGUUGAUGGCAGUCCGUCGAUCUGAUAGUGAACGCUGGUUUGAGGAUAUGAGAAAACGUUUUGAUGAACGGCGGCGCCAGUGGGAUGCAGAGAUGCGUCAGAUGAGAUCGUCGUUUUUCAACACCCCUACCUUUCCGAUGAGUAGGCCAGAGACUUCGGGUCAUUUUGCUAGACGCCAUUCACCACCACCAUCCUACGAUGACUGUCCGGUGGUAACGAGUUAUGAACGUGGGGAGGACGGAAACCUUCACUUCUUGGCGCAGUUUGAUGUCCGGACUUUCCUUCAGGAGGAAGUCAGUGUGGUUGUUCGUGAGGGACAAAUCGUGGUGACUGCGUGUCGGGAGCAGCGCAUCGGUACCAGUUCAACCUCAAAGCAGUUGACCAGGACUGUAGAUCUUCCUAAAGGAGCCCAGGAAUCCCUAAUUACAGCCUCAAUCAGCGCAGACAAUAUUUUAUUAGUAGAUGUUCCCAUCGAACCACAUGCACAGAGUCCAGCUUUUACAACUGCCUCGGGAAGUAGCGGCAGGAGUUGCCUCACGACACCUUCGACACUGUCAGGGACUGGGCGUAGUAGUCACCUUUCGUCGAGAGCAUCUCCAGCUCCCUUAUCAAUAAAUGUUCACUCGAAGCCCAGGUUCAACGUCGAGAUUCCUAUGGGUAGUGAUUAUCUGCCAAACGAGAUCCAAAUACGAACCUUAAAUAACCGGGUUUAUAUAAGUGCACGACAUGAAGAGCGCUUGUCCAAUAGGAAUACUUUUCGCGAGUUUUCAAAGGAGUAUGACAUUCCAGAACAUAUCGACCCGAAGUCAAUUAGCGCUCGCCUGGAGCACGGUAUCCUGCAUUUGGAGGGUUCUGCAUUAACACGGGAUUGUGAAUUUAUGGAUGCUUAA